Notolabrus celidotus (New Zealand spotty) is the source of this 4688-nucleotide messenger RNA. RefSeq names its product major facilitator superfamily domain containing 14A2 (gene slc71a1-2). Gene Ontology annotation, biological process: transmembrane transport. The record is from RefSeq and is a predicted model, not a curated record. NCBI's taxonomy places the organism in Eukaryota, Metazoa, Chordata, Actinopteri, Labriformes, Labridae. The transcript has 12 exons. The coding region runs from base 187 to 1659 and encodes 490 amino acids. Gene Ontology annotation, molecular function: transmembrane transporter activity. Gene Ontology annotation, cellular component: membrane.
CAUGUUCGGUUCAGGAAGACGGGUUAGCAGUGAGGUGGGGAAGAGAAAUCAUCACUUAGCCCGCUGCUAGCUGCUGCCUCCUGUAGCCGAAGUGUUAUGAGCGAAGUAGCCAAAAUCAGUAGAUUGUUUUACUCUCGAUAGGUGCAACGAUGACCCUCUGACACCAAGAAUGGACAUAAGUUAACAAUGACGGGGGAGAAAAAGAAGAAAAAGCGGCUGAACCGCAGCAUUCUUCUUGCAAAGAAAAUUAUAAUAAAAGAUGGAGGAAGUCCUCAGGGAAUCGGUGAGCCCAGUGUGUACCAUGCUGUGGUGGUCAUCUUCCUGGAGUUCUUCGCAUGGGGUCUCCUUACCACCCCGAUGCUCACGGUUUUACACCAGACAUUCCCCCAGCACACAUUCCUGAUGAAUGGGCUCAUCCAUGGUGUCAAGGGCCUAUUAUCUUUUCUAAGUGCUCCGCUGAUCGGAGCACUGUCAGACGUAUGGGGUCGCAAGUCUUUCCUGCUGCUAACGGUCUUCUUCACGUGUGCGCCCAUCCCACUGAUGAAGAUCAGCCCAUGGUGGUACUUUGCAGUCAUCUCCAUGUCUGGCGUUUUUGCCGUCACCUUCUCUGUGAUUUUUGCGUAUGUGGCAGAUAUCACGCAGGAGCAUGAGAGGAGCACAGCAUACGGUUUGGUAUCAGCUACCUUUGCAGCCAGCCUGGUCACCAGCCCGGCCAUCGGAGCGUACCUGUCUGUGACUUACGGUGACACCUUGGUGGUGAUCCUGGCCACAGCCAUAGCCCUGCUCGACAUCUGCUUCAUCCUGGUGGCCGUACCGGAGUCACUGCCAGAGAAGAUGAGGCCAGCGUCAUGGGGAGCACCCAUCUCCUGGGAGCAAGCAGACCCCUUCGCUUCUCUGCGUAAGGUGGGCCAGGACUCCACAGUGCUCCUCAUCUGCAUCACAGUGUUUCUCUCCUACCUCCCAGAGGCCGGCCAGUACUCCAGUUUCUUCCUCUAUCUCAGACAGGUCAUAGGCUUCACCUCAGAGACAGUUGCUGCCUUUAUCGCUGUGGUGGGGAUCCUGUCAAUACUAGCACAGACGGUGGUGCUGGGUAUCUUGAUGCGCUCAAUAGGGAACAAAAACACGAUCCUGCUCGGCCUCGGCUUCCAAAUCCUCCAGCUGGCGUGGUACGGCUUCGGCUCCCAGCCCUGGAUGAUGUGGGCAGCUGGAGCAGUUGCAGCCAUGUCCAGCAUCACCUUCCCUGCUAUCAGCGCCAUUGUGUCUCGCAAUGCUGACCCCGACCAACAAGGUGUCGUGCAGGGGAUGAUCACUGGAAUCCGGGGCCUCUGUAAUGGCCUGGGCCCUGCUCUUUAUGGUUUUGUGUUUUACCUGUUCCACGUGGAGCUGACUGACACCGACGGCAACGACAAAGGUGCCAAACCCAACAUGGCCAACCCCACCGAUGAGAGUGCCAUCAUCCCAGGUCCCCCCUUCCUGUUUGGAGCAUGCUCAGUGUUGUUGUCUCUGCUGGUGGCCCUGUUUAUCCCGGAGCACACAGGGCCCGGCGUGCGGCCCGGCGCCUAUAAGAAGCACAGCAACGGGGCACAGAGUCACUCUCACAGUCCUCAAGGCAGCGGGGCUGAGGGCAAGGAGCCGCUGCUGGAGGACAGCAGCGUAUAACCUCAGCUUAGGGGGGGGAGACACCUUUGCUCCAACCCAAAAGCUCCUGCACAUGUGGACAGAUGCACACAAUUUGGACACGCUCUCGCCUCAGGCACACAUCUGACUCGAGUGCCGUGAAGAGGUGUUUGUGUCCACAGCACAAACGUGGCCACUCCUACCUUAGCAGCCCUUUUCUUUUUUUAAAGCAGGGUAUUGUGAGGACUCUCUGAAGACCCUGUAUGAAGAGAGUGUGUUGAGUGUUUUUCAGGCUGCAGUGGAAAGGUGUGUGUGGCUUGGCUGAGCUGGACUCUAAUCCUUGGUUUCCAUAAAGCAGUAACAGAGUGGAGUAUGCAGCAGGUUGCCCCCCACCUGGUGUUAAAAAGAACAAAGUGAUUUGGUUUAGAGUGUGAGCGGGGUUUAUCUCAAACGUUACUAAAUCCCUGUGUGAUUCUUCAUAGUCCUCUGUAGCCAGUGAAGUGGCAACUUUGCCUGUUUGUCCAAUGAGAGUGUAACACUUAGUUGCGCACUUCUUCGAUGGUUUUUUGAAGCUAACAACUGUCCAGAUGCUUGUCGCUGCUACUACAGCUCUGUUAAGCAUUGAUGAAGGGAACACAACACAGAUCUCAGACCUGUGAGGGGAGACUCAGACCAAGAGGCGCUGCCUGAUUGAGGUUAGGAUGGGUUGACCGGGUAUCAGACUUCAUGAGACCACAUUUUGUUCAAACCCCACACUUCUUACAGAGAGAAGUGUGCAGAGAGACCACUUUAUGAGCAGAAACUCUUUUUCAAUGUUUACUUGCCAUUCUCUAGAUACGUAGUACAGUUUGGGUUGUAUAUUUUUUCUGUUCAGACUGAAGGCUAGUUGUGCUUCAAGUUCUUAUUCAAGAAACAAAUGUUGCCUCCAAGUGACUUAAUAUAUAUAUAUAUAUAAAUGUAUAUAUAUUAAUUACGUAACCUGUAUGAAGACCGAGGUCUGAGAAGGCUCUGUAAUCUUACGCUAUUGCUCCCAUCGGAGCUGUUACACACUUUUUAUUCCCUUUUGUUUUCAUGCCCUUCCUGUUGCUUUGUUUCCUGACAUUUAUCACCAUCAGGGUUAAGGCUCACAGAACCAUGGUUUUAUUUUGAAAAGCCUCCGGACUAUUAUUUGAAGCUAGAGCAUUGCUAUCAGCAGGUCAGUGUGUGCGCUGACUGUUAAUACCACGUCUUUGAAUUAAUAUCACCAGGUUAUCACUCAUGCUGCUGCAGGAGAUCAUUCAAAGGUUAGGUGUGAUAUAAUGUGAUACAUUUAUAAGCUUACAUUCUGUUAUUAACUCACGCACAGUCUCAUAUUUAGCAGUCUUUAGAUUCUCUGCAGUGUAAGCUGCAGCCCACGUCACCUUUUGGAAAGUAGCUGCAACAGUCAGAACACAGUCUAUCGCCCCCUUCAGGCAAGAACGGUGAAACUGUCUCAGUUUUAUUGGAUGCUGCAGCUUAAAUUUUUCUUAACACUUUAUUGCAAUAUCACUGUGAUGAAGUAAAGAGAUGGUAUCAUUAAGUGCUACUUAAAGAUCAUGGUUCAAUUUGAUCUAUCAUCUAAGCAGGAAUAGAAAAGCGCUCCUGUCCUAAUCAAUCAAUGCUUUGAUCCAAAACAAAGAGUAAACAUUAUAAAACUAACAUAAAUUAAGCAAUAGAUUCAAAAACUAAGACUUGUAGGUUUCAUCUCUCUCUCUUUCCUCCAUUAGGUAUUAAAUCUCUGGUUUUUAAAAAUCGAGCAAAACUUAAUGAGUGUAAGGACUUGAUCUGCACAUUAUCAACAACCUGUCCUUUCCAGAGCUGCAGUAUCUGUUGCUUUUCUUGCCUGUUGGUGGCGCAGGUUGGACAUGACCUGCAGGUCUUCAACUGUUGCAGCUUCAUCGCUGGGUAAUUUUGAUGGCACCUGUUUAACUGUGGUGCUUUGCAUCAGUGACUGUGUGUUCCCUUUUGUUCACACACUGCUUCAGCGACUAGUAAAUUUCCCCUCGUUGUGAUUUUUAACAGUUAAUUUAUAAAUGCCCUCAAGUGCAUUUAAAUAGCCCAAACACAAGCUGAUAGGGAAACGUAGCUGAAAGUGGGUUUUAUGUUGUUUAACACCUAUCUGAAGAAUUAUAUGCGUCAUACAUUUUGUGCCAAAAUUUGUUUUGGUUUGUUUUUUCAUACUGUGUGUGUGUAUGUGUGCUUGCGCAAUUGAGUGAUUUUGUUAUUGUUGUUAUUUUUUGUUAUUAUGUUUUCUCUUGUCUUAAUUUCUCUGGCUAAAGAUUUAAGUUUUAAUGCUUUUUGUUUUAAUAGUUUUUUUGUUUUUUUUUAAACCUCAUCCAGUCACCUUCAGAAUCUUUUCAACAUCGUGGCUAGAUGGUUAAACUCUCGAAUGUCCAUCUGUCUGUUUUUCAUCUAGGUCUUCAUUUUAUAACAAGCAUUUCACAGUGGUUAGUUACAUCUGAUAAGCUAAUUUUCCCCAGAUUUAUCAAUAGAUUAUAACAAAAGUCCCUGAAUGUUCCAAGCCAAGCUGUAAAUGUUGACCACACUAUACCCUCAGCAUUUUGACUAAACCGGUCAUGUUGUUAAAAUUCUUUCUGAGGGGGAGUUACUAGACGGGAGGCCAUCUGUGUUGAUUUAUUCUCUGAAUAUCUUUUUUUUUAUUAUCAGUUAUUGGACCAACACAUUGGUAAACCCAAAAAUUAAAAUUGGUAAGAUUCUGCACCAGCCCCAUGUGUACUCGUACAGCUUCCAAGACUGUAAAUGUACAAAAGAAUCACCUGUACGUACAGUAAAUGUAUAUAUUUAUUGCUCAAGGAGAAGGCCACUUCUUGGUCUAUUCGGUUGUAUGGUGCAGUUAUUAUUAUAUAUUUCUCAAGACUUACCUGCUAGCCACUCCUGUUUUUAGUACAAUGUGGUUUGUGGCCUGAACCCCCUCUCUGUGUGCCUAAAAUUAGCCAAGAAAUGAGUAUGGCAACAUAAGUAAAUGGUGGUUAUUAUGUAAAUAUGGGAAACUAAUGACAAACUAUUUAUUAAAGGUUUAUUGUACAAUGAAA